GUUGUAUAAUAUAACAGGAAAGCUUUCUACGAUAGUUCAAUUGAAAAUGUCCCUUGCAAUAACAUAUUAUUGAAAAUUUAUUUGUCGUCAUAGGCAUUAUCAGUUCUCUCAUAAUUGAAGAUGCCAUUGUAUUACAUGUCAUUGUUUUUUUUUCUUGUCGAUGUUAAACAUUAUUAAUGUACACCCAAACUAUUCGGUUCAUGAAAUUUUGAUACGAUCAAAAUUUUUCUCUGCCCUGGGAGGACUGUGGUGACACGGUUGCUGUGUGGUCAACCGUGACACACGGUCAAGUGUUGAGUAUCGAGAGUUAGGGGACUUGGGGGAAGUGACUAGUGUGUAAACACGAGAGAGAGAAAGGUCAGCGAGUGAAGCAGGAGAUCUGUACAUAACGUUGCCGUGUAUAUAUAUGUAUUUGUUAAAAUGUUCCACAAUUAAAAAGACACUUUAAACAUCUACAAUACAUAGAUCAAUAUAUCUAUAAGUGUGGACUAUAUAGGGACAUGAAGCUCAUCUAUUGGUAGGACACAGAAGAACAUCUUAAGUCAACUUGAAUUCAAUGCUGGAAGUUGGAAGGUAUCUCUCCUAAGGUGCGGUAAUGGUUGAGGAUGCAAGUUCCUACUCUGAAGCAUUUUUCACACCUUACUUUAAUUCAGUGCCUGGUUAAUGCAGAUAGCCCCAGCUUGUGGCUUGGGUCUAAGUGCUUAGCUUUGCUGAAACAGUUAGACCAUGGCUCAUGGGGAGAAGAGAGCAAUGAACUGUUACGUAGGCUGGUCAAAUAUUAUAAGCACAAAGUUACUUCAAAGCUGGUUGAGGCCUUGCUUCCUUCAAAUGCAAAGACAUUGUGUUUAAAAUCCUGUAAUCAAAUAACUGGAGAUUGUCUUAACAAGAUACUACACAGAUGCACUCAUCUUGUGUCAUUGGAUCUGUCUGCACUACCUGAUUUGAAUUUUCAUUUGGUGGGGCUGUUUUCAUUAGACAAUGGUUGCAAGUAUGGGACUCUGACAGUUGUUGACCUAGACGGUUGCACACAAGUGACAGACACAGUAGUGCAGAAUCUACUGCGCAAUGCAACAUCACUGCAAAGUCUGAACAUAGCCCAAACUAACAUAACAGACAAAGUGUUUUUGAUGGAUGAAGUCAAGCAGCUAGCAAGGGAAGCUUUAAUAGAGAUUCCAGGGCUUACAGAAACUUAUGACUGUAUUUUACAAACAUUAGAUAUCUCUGGAUGUCAGAACGUAUCAAGUACUUGCAUUCGACAUUUGUGUACACUCUGUGGGCCAACACUGCGUACUCUUAAUAUUGCCUGGACUAAGAUAGAAUGCACUGCUUUUUUAUAUUUGUCUGGAUUGGGUCUUCCUGCUGCUGUAAGGUACUAUAAUGAAUUCACUGAUAAAAAAGCACCAAAGACUAGCACUCUUGCCCAAACACUCAAAGAGUUUGAUGACUUGUCAAGGAAAGUCAAACGGCUUUUUAACUGGAAACAUGAUAGACGUUCAGGUACUGAUCUGUUGUGUAGUAAUGCACAUAAAAGAAUCAAUGGCUCUAUACAGAAACAGGGUAAAAGUCAUUCUGAAAACAUAGUUCCAUGCUCAUUGAGUGAUGGAUCUGAGAAUUAUUGUCAGAAGGGACAGCAAGACCUACUUCUUAUGGAGAGGAGGACAGGCAACGAUACACACAGUACUGAAAGUCUUGCUGCCUCUUUGCAGUGCUCAAACCCAUCCAAAGUACUAGAUGCUCACUUUGAUAAUAAAGAAACUAUCCACAGUCAAGUCUUAAGUGACUUUUCAGAACCGCUCACAUUGAGCUCUGACCCCAUAAAUUUAAAUACUGGCACUGCUGAACAGGAGAGUACCUUUAAUGCAGUCGGCAUGCCACCAAACAAUGCUCUAGGAGACAGUGGCCCUAUUAUGGCAUUUUACAAACCAGCUAUCACCAGUUUCUGCUGCUGUGGGUAUGCUUUUGAUGAGGACCUUUGUCUUCUGUACUUUGAACAAUUUUUGUGCUCCAAUUCAAGUCUAACCAGCCUAAGAGUGUACGGUGGAAAAACCAGUCCCAUUGUGUCAGACAGGAUUUUGCAAAAAAUAGGCACUUUCUGCCCCGAACUUACUCAGAUAUCCCUUGAAGGCUGUGAUCGUAUAACUGAUGUGGGAAUUAUGCAGCUUAUGCAACUGAAUAACUUAACCGAAAUCGACUUUACAGGAGUACCCUUUAUUGAUGACAAUGUAAUUGCACCAUUAGUUGAAUUCUAUCAAUUGAGCCGUUUCCGGGUAGCUGAGACCAUGAUCACAAAUAACUCUUUACUUAUGAUAGCAUUAGGGCGCUUUCCACUUAAGCUCACAGAUCUAGACUUGUCUUGGUGUGAAGACAUCGAGUCUGAUGAUGGCCUAAAUGCAAUUGCUAGCAACUGUAGAAACUUACAGAAGCUGACGCUGAGAGAAAGCUGUGUGACGACCUUGACAUUGAACUUGCUGGCCCAGAAUUGUUCUAUGAUCACAGUGCUGAAUAUUUCCAGCAAUAUGAAUGCUGUUAAUGACAGUGCCUUGAUAAUGCUGUCAGAAAAUUUAACGCUUUUGGAAAAAAUUAAUCUGGACUGGAAUUCACAACUAACUGAUGGUGCCAUCCACGCUUUACUGACAAACUGUACUCGUUUGACCUAUGUAAAUUUGGAAGGUGUAAAAGAAAUCACAUCGGCGCCAUUUAUUAAAAUUAUCUCAAUUCCUGAGGAGUUGGCAAGUUUUCUUGAAGAAUAUAUCAAGAAAAAUCAAUUUGCCUUUGCUGAUGGAACUUUUAGCCCAAAUCUGGCCAAAUUUCCUUGCUUGCCCCAUCGGUCAACUACCUUCUGCACUGAGCUGAUGUACCUAAACUUGACCUACUGUGACUUCGUGGAGGAUGAUGUUCUCCAGAAUAUUGCAGCUGUGACUCAGGGCUCUCUUACGAUCAUUGAGUACUAUGGCCAAGAGGUGAAAGGCACUAUGGAGAACUUCAUUAACAAUACUUUUACAGACUCUAUUGUUGGAUCAUAAUGUUUGAAGAUUUCUGACGUCUGCCCUCACAAACAUUAUCAACAAUAACAGUUUUCUUAAUAUUUGAGGAUUCAGUCCACUAAAGGACUUUCAAACACAGUAUUUUGACUCUAAUAGAGUCAGAUUAAUAGAGUUUGACAUGAGCUCAACAGUAAUUAGAAUCAAUGCAUUAACACAGACUGAUGUCUAGUUCACACUUAUUGUCUGACUGGAUAUUAAUGUCAUGACACUCAGUGCAUAAUUUGAAGCGAUAACAUGUCUACUUGACCUCACUGCUUGAUUCUGAGGAAUGACUGAUGUUUGUACUUCAUUAAAAAAACCCAGCAACAAAUCAUUGAAGUAAGUACAGUGGAGCUGAGAUGGUUCUGAUGACAGACCAAGCCAGCUUCUCUAGCUCUUGCACAAAGAUAAUCAGCCAUUUUUUUUACUUUCCUGGCAUUGAAGCUUUCUUGAUACCUUUUGGUUGGUGCCUUAAUUUACUAUAAAUGUAUAGACAAUGGAAGGACAAUAACUUUUUAAGUUAUUUUGUCAACAUUGAACUUGUAAUGAUGUCAUGAUCUUUGUCACUCACAAAUUAUAAAGACAAAUUUGUGAGCACUGAAACAACAUAUGCUGUUUUGAGGGCAUACAUACUUAUAUCUACUUAAUGUACAUAUGAAAUGUAUAUUAUCAUUUACCAUUCUUACUGUAAAGAAGUAAAUUUUGUAAUGUGAGUGAAAAUGCAGUGGUUAUUAUUGCAAGGGGAAUUAAAAAGCAUUCCAUGUAAUUCUUGUUCCUUUAAUGUCAUUCUCUGAAGCAUUGUUUUACAUUUAUUCUAUUCCACAUCUAUUUGGUUUCUAUAAAAUUUAAUUUCAGAAGUUAUUAUCAGAAAUAAAAUAGUCUUCAUAUUGAGCUAUGAGAUUAAUUAUGUUUUUAGCUGUGGAAAAAUAGUUGUUAGUCUGUAGACUUCAUGUUUUGUAAAAGCUAACUCAUCGCUGCUCCGUCAGACAUCACUUUUUUAAAUGUUAAUAAUAAUCCAAGUUCUUUAUUGUUACACAUUAUCUUUGGUUACAAUGCAGAAAUUUGUUUUAAGUUGUAUAGAUUCUGCUAUAGUUUGUAACUUCAUGUUUGUUUUAUAAAUUUGUCUAUACUGUAGUUCCAAAUAUUAAUUAAAGAACCAUAACUCACUUUUUAAAAUUAAACUUUGACAACACAAAUAUGUAAAGGAUUGUUUAAGGUAAUCUUGCAAUAUUAGAUUACCUUUUCUUGUUCUGUUAUAAAAGUGAUUCAGCCUUUUCCAAUUAGACAUUUAUAACUCAAUCUCAUGUGCUACUGAUGAUUUCCACAGACUUUUGUGUGCUUUCAUUCCAUAUGUAUGUACAUAUAGAUUUAUCUAAAUAAUAAUCUUCUAUAUCGGGUUGUUUCUUAACUUAUUUUCAAGCCUGGCCUAGAUCCAGAAAUUGACUUAUGUGUACGUUUUUUUUGUUUCUGAUAUAUAAGUCAAAGCAAUCCUCUCAAAAUUUUUUAUAAUGAAGUCCAAUGUGUAUAAGUCAUGUACAUAGAUUAUUAUGAUUAUAAGCUUGUACAUUUUUUAAAAUCAGUAUUGUUUUAUACCAUUAAGGUGAUCAUUGAGACUCCGUUAAACAUAUAUUUACAGUUUAUGUGAAGUUUCGCUAAUGAUAACAGUAAAGCAUACCAUAUCUAUUACAUGUGCAAUCAAGGAACUGAAGGUCUAUUCAGAUUUCACCCAACACAAAGUAUGCACCAUUUUUUUUAAUGCUAAAUUAUUAUUUUCUAAUUUUUGUGUGUGUUUUAACUAGGUUUUAAAAUAUAUUUUGAAUGUAUUUUUUUCUGAAUGCUAUAAAAAAAAGAAUACUGACAAGGCUUAACUAAUCAAUACAAAA
Molecule: messenger RNA, 4906 nt
Organism: Biomphalaria glabrata
Lineage: Eukaryota; Metazoa; Mollusca; Gastropoda; Planorbidae
Exons: 15
Coding region: 606-3023 (805 amino acids)
Biological process (GO): SCF-dependent proteasomal ubiquitin-dependent protein catabolic process
Cellular component (GO): SCF ubiquitin ligase complex
Source: RefSeq, a predicted model, not a curated record